Paralichthys olivaceus (Japanese flounder) is the source of this 2780-nucleotide messenger RNA. RefSeq names its product probable polypeptide N-acetylgalactosaminyltransferase 8. Lineage: Eukaryota; Metazoa; Chordata; Actinopteri; Pleuronectiformes; Paralichthyidae. Gene Ontology annotation, molecular function: polypeptide N-acetylgalactosaminyltransferase activity. The record is from RefSeq and is a predicted model, not a curated record. Gene Ontology annotation, cellular component: Golgi apparatus. Gene Ontology annotation, biological process: protein O-linked glycosylation.
UCAGAGUCACCUGCUCCUCAUCAGAGACCUGGAACAUGUCGGUCUCUGUGAGCCACGGUCGGCUUUUCCAGUGUCAGCAUGAGGGCAGGGCGGUUCACCCAGCCUGCUCUCAUACUGAUGGGGAUCGGACUCGUCUUCAACGUGGGCAUGUUUCUAAACGCAGGGACCGACCUGGAGCUGGACUCGACCCAAGUGAUCAAGAGACUGUCUGAGCUGGAGGCCAGCAUCAGCAACAUCUACCACAUGCUGCAAGCUUUUGGACAGAAGCAGGACGCCAUGCAGAAAAUGCUGGAAGACGACAGAGACGGGCCGAGAAAAGCUGGGGAGGUCAAACAGCAGCCGCAAGACCAGGAACAGUCUGAGCAGAAAGAGCAGCCUGAAGCAAAGAUCCAAAAGGCGGUAAAGUCCAACAAACUGUUUCCUGACUCUGUCCUGUUCAAGCAGUGGGGGGAGAAUCUGUCCGAGGACGACCAACGAGAGGCACAGGGUCUGUUUCAGAAGUACGGAUACAACGUUUUUCUUAGCGAUCGCCUUCCUCUGGACCGAGUUCUUCCAGAUACCAGGGAUCCAAGGUGUGCGAACAAGACUUAUCCUAAAGACCUGCCAAGUCUGGGAGUGGUGCUGAUCUACCUGAACGAAGCUCUGUCUGUGAUCAAACGAGCGCUCCGCAGCAUCAUCGACCGCACCCCGAAGAACAUACUGAAGGAGAUAAUAAUGGUGGACGACAGCAGCUCUAAUGAGGACCUGAAGGGCGACCUUGACGUGCACAUGAAGUCACUGGAGAGAGAGAACCCAACUCUUGUCAUCAGUCGAGUGAAGCACAGCGAGCAGCGAGGGCUCGCCUACGCCAGAGUCUCAGGGUGGAGAGCUGCGACUGCGGACGUGGUGGCCAUCCUGGACGCACACAUCGAAGUUCAUGAGAUGUGGGCCGAACCCCUGCUCACUCAAAUCAAAGCCGACCGUACAGUGGUGGUGUCCCCCGUGUUUGACAAAGUCAACUUCCAUGACCUCAAGGUCAUUCAGUACCUUCCAGCGGCGCACGCCUUCGACUGGGCUCUGUGGUGCAUGUACGAGCGUUUUAAGCCCGAGUAUUACAAGCUCAAUGACAGCUCACUGCCCGGGAAGAGUCCAUCUGUAAUGGGAAUCCUAAUCGCUGAUCGGACGUUUCUUGGGGAGAUUGGAGUCCUCGAUGAAGGAAUGAAAGUGUACGGUGGGGAAAAUGUUGAGCUGGGAAUUCGUGUGUGGACGUGUGGAGGCAGUGUUGAGGUGGUCCCUUGCUCCAAGAUCGCCCACAUCGAGAGGAGCCACAAGCCCUACAUGCCCGACCUGAGUCCAGCCAUGAAGAGAAACGCACUGAGGGUAGCAGAGAUCUGGAUGGAUGAAUACAAACACAACAUCAACUUGGCCUGGAACUUACCAUUUGAGAAUCACGGAAUUGACAUCGGGGACGUGUCUGAGAGGAAGAAACUCAGAAAGAGGUUGAACUGUAAACCUUUCAAGUGGUACCUGGAAAACGUGUAUCCCAAGUUGGAUCCCUGGGAUAGUAUACUGGCCUAUGGAGGAAUGAAGAAUCUCGAUGCCGAAAUGUGCUUGGACCAAGGCCCAGUGCCGGGUCACAGACCCAUCGCCUUCAACUGCUACUACUAUGGACCCCAGUACACGUUUUACCGCACGAAUGGUGAGCUCUACAUCGGUGGCAUCAAGUCCCUCAAGGACAAUGACAACCGGUGUUUAACCGACGUCGGCAAAAAAGAAACUGAGCCUGGACUUUACAACUGCAAAGAGGCCGUAAAGAAAGGAAUGGGGAUAUACUGGGACUUCUCUCAGGGCAAAGAACUGAAGAACAGGAAGACAAAAAGAUGCCUGGAGAUUAAAGAUGCCAAACUUAUAAUACGGGAAUGUUCUGGUCAAAGAUGGGAAGUCCAAAACAUAAUCAAAACCUUUUAAAAAGUGUGUGUGGCCAACAAGAGGUGAAGAAAAGAAUAAUCUGUACAACAUAAAAAAGAAAGUUCAAGAAUUGUGACUAUGAAUAUGAUUAUUUAAAAUGUCUUAUCUGGGAUUGAAAGUGUUAUUGAUUUUGACAAUCUUAAGAGUUAUGUAUUGACUUCACCCUGUACAUUUGUUUAACAUCUUACGUGUCCACAGUACAACUGCAAAUAAUUAAUUUCACAAUUGAAUUAACAAAGGUCAGAAUGAUUUUACAAUUCAUUCUUGUAUGAAUUGACUGUGGAAAAAUACCCAAUAACCCAACCUGAGAUGAAUCCUAUAUUGUUUGCAUCUUCUUUCAUGGUUCCCAAAUUAUGACUAAUGAUUAAAUGUGUCCGUGUUCAGCUCUGUUGAUGAGAUUCUUGUAUAAAGGCCACUCACUGUUACAUGAAUGCUCAAUAACAUGGAACAACAAAGUUACAUCCCUGAACGAUCCACCACAACAAAACCAACCAGUUAUCUCAUUUGUUUUCAUCUUGAAAACUCAGUGUUUCCUGUUGAAGCAGCUGAUGCUGAGAUGAGCUGUUGAAACUCUCACAGCGUCUUACCUCAGGACAGAAGUUGUUGGUUUAAGCUUUAUCUUGGUGUUUAAGUAAAGUUUUAAAAACAAUAAAAGUCAUUAGUAGGAUGGUGGUGAUAUUCUGACUGUAUGUUGUGAAGCAUUCAAAGUAUUUGAUGAGAGUUCAGUUUACUGUGUGACAAACAAAACCAAUGCAGCAAAUUCUACAUUUACAAGCUUUUUUUUCUUUUACUGAAAUACUUUAAGUGCCGAAGUUAGGCCAAUAAUCAGGUAA